GCACGUUGGUGCUGUCUGUGGCCGCCAUUGGCCGCGUCUGGUCGUUGUCGUUGUCGUCGGUAGUCGCUAUUGUCGUCACAGUUCGUAAUCGUAAUCUCGUUGACGCUUUGAUUAUCUAUUUAAAAGAGCAGAGCAGAGUAGAACCGAGCAGCGCAGCCUCCGCAGCAUCCGAGAACCUGAGAAGAAGCGCCGUGGGCUUUAUUAUGUUUUCGUCACAGAUUUUGUUAUUUCCGAUUCGGGCGGUUAAUUAGGAAACAAAACAUGCUUUAGGUGUUAUUAUGACUUGCAUUAUCCUCCCAAGCUGAAGAACGGUUAUCCCUGAGUCUCAAAUGUGUCAUUCCGUCAUAUGCAUAUCCGCGUGUGUAAUCCCAGUGUGUGCGUGUUUGUGUGUGUAAAUGAAAACAAAUAAAUGAUAAUGAUAAAAAGGCGAUAAACGUUUAAAGCUUUAAAGAAAAAUAAAACAACAAAAUAAAUAAAGAAGAGUCUAAAAAAAACCUGAAGCAGAAGCUCAACUAUCAAAAUUCAAAAAUCAAAACCACAUAUUCGCAUUUAAUUGCGCAGCGCCUGGCGGAGAGAAGACAAGAAAAACAGAGCCAAAGUGGGAGUUGGAGUGGGAGCGGGUGCAGAGUUCAGGACCAGAGACGCCUACACUGACAGCUUCUGUUGCAGCUUCAGGUGGGGACUCGUAAAACGAGAACAUUGUCCAACAGCAGCUGGAGCUGAAGCUGUAGCUGGAGCUGACCACCUACCAGGAACUCAGGCACCUCGUAUUGCAACAUUGUUUGGCCUUCAUCUGCUGAUAAUAGACCGUAACUCAUCGAAGAGUCCACAUCUACAUCCACGCAUAGCCAACGUCUAUGGCUGACGACGAUUUGCGGGCUCUGGUGGAUAGCCUGGAUGACGCCUCGCCGGAGAACCUGGCCAACGUCAUAGCCAACUUCUCGCUCGAUAUGCUGCAGAGGGCCAGCGCCCUAAUUGGCGCCCAGCAGCCGCACAGUGGGGCGUUGCUCAUCAAUCGCACGCAACAAUGCCAGCAACAGAGCCAGCAGGAGGAGGAACUGGAGGCAGCCACAGCCACCGCAGCAGCAGCAGGUGGCAAGCGGAUCCUACACUGUCCCAGUGCAUUCGAUUCGGUGCUCUGUUGGCCACGCACCAAAGCCGCCACCCUGGCCGUUCUGCCCUGCUUUGAGGAGUUCAAGGGCGUGCACUAUGAUACCACAGAGAAUGCCACGCGUUACUGCUUCGAGAAUGGGACAUGGGAUCACUAUUCGGACUACGAUCGUUGCCACCAGCAGUCGGGCUCUGUGCCCAUGGUUCCCGAUUUCUCACCCAGUGUGGAUCUGCCUGCCAUUAUCUAUGCCUGUGGUUACUUCAUCAGUUUUGCCACCUUGGUGGUGGCACUCAUCAUAUUCGUUAGCUUUAAAGAUUUGCGGUGCCUGCGAAACACGAUACAUGCGAAUCUAUUCCUCACAUACAUCACCUCCGCUCUGCUGUGGAUACUCACAUUGUUCCUGCAAGUGAUAACCACAGAGUCUAGUCAGGCUGGUUGCAUUACGCUAGUCAUCAUGUUGCAAUACUUUUACUUGACCAACUUCUUCUGGAUGUUUGUCGAAGGCCUCUAUUUGUACACCCUGGUGGUGCAAACAUUCUCCAGCGAUAACAUCAGCUUUAUUAUCUAUGCCCUCAUUGGCUGGGGCUGUCCCGCUGUAUUCAUUAUGGCCUGGGCCAUAGCCAAAGCGUUUGCACCCCAUCUGGAGAAUGAUCAUUUCAAUGGGGUGAGUGCUGGCUCCAUAAAACUAUUCCUAUCCAUCCUUUAUGAUUGUUUUUGGUGCUGCUUUCAGCUGGAAGUCGACUGCGGCUGGAUGCGAGAAUCUCACAUUGAUUGGAUAUUCAAGGGGCCAGCUUCGGUGGCUCUGCUUGUUAACUUGGUAUUUCUCAUACGCAUCAUGUGGGUUCUCAUUACCAAACUUCGUUCGGCACACACCCUGGAGACGCGGCAGUAUUAUAAGGCAUCAAAAGCACUGCUGGUGCUCAUUCCCCUGUUUGGCAUCACCUAUCUGCUGGUCCUCACUGGCCCCGAACAGGGCAUCAGUCGCAACCUCUUCGAGGCCAUACGGGCAUUUCUCAUCAGCACACAGGGCUUCUUUGUGGCGCUCUUCUAUUGCUUCCUCAAUUCGGAGGUGCGCCAGACGCUGAGGCAUCGCUUCAUACGCUGGCGCGAGAGUCGGAAUAUCCAUCGGAGUAGCUCCAUCAAGAAUCGCAGGCAUCGCGCCUCCAAAGACUACUCGCAGAGAUCGCGAACCGAAAGUCUACGCACCGAGGAGUGUGUGAUCUGCCUGCGCCCCACGCCGCACACUCGCCUGGCCACACAGGAACAAAAUCACAGCCUCAAUAUCACCGAUUUUGUUUAGGAAUUCAUUUGCAAAGCAGGCCAAGUCCUAGGUCUCCGGCCGGCCUGGCAAUGCUCUUCGAUUUCAAUUGGUUUAUCGAAUUCUGGAACGGGAUGCUGAUGCUUCUAUUGGCAGUUGUUGGCUCUUCCAGACUGUUUUUAGUCAAUGCCUGCAAGUGGGG
Molecule: messenger RNA, 2571 nt
Organism: Drosophila subobscura
Lineage: Eukaryota; Metazoa; Arthropoda; Insecta; Diptera; Drosophilidae
Gene: Dh44-R2
Product: diuretic hormone receptor
Exons: 11
Coding region: 858-2411 (517 amino acids)
Biological process (GO): cell surface receptor signaling pathway; adenylate cyclase-modulating G protein-coupled receptor signaling pathway
Cellular component (GO): plasma membrane
Molecular function (GO): diuretic hormone receptor activity; G protein-coupled peptide receptor activity; peptide hormone binding
Source: RefSeq, a predicted model, not a curated record